AUCAGCUCCAACCCAGAGGCUGGCAGGCAUCAGCUCAGGAGCAAGUUCACAACAACUAGGCGCAGUUCAUUCAUUUUUACAGCAGCAGGCAUGCUUCAUGGAGCCACAGACACUCCUCCCACCGCCUGGACUAGGACUUGUUCCACUUUCCUCGGUCUGUUUCUGAACUUUUCCCCGCCACACCACCAUGGACCAGCUAUGGACCCGCUAUGGACGGACCCCGGCGCUCCGGUACGGCAUGCAAAUACGUCCUCUGACGUCGGCGGUCAUGUGGCUUUUGGCGUAGAUCCUCCUUGUGAUCGCCAGUUUGUUCUUUCCUGUCGGCUGUAGUCUGCUCGGUUAUUGGACGGCUGUGAGAGUGUUUGAAGCAGAUCUGUGUUAUUUCAGCCUCUUCUGGAUUGUACCGCACUACCUGAGCAGCAUCGCGCCUAAACGGUGGGCAGGUAGCUUUAUGUCAUGCAGCUCCAGGAGGUCGUACAUCACUGGAGCUGACACUGUCAGCGAGCCCGGCCUACACCACGCUACAGCAGUCCAAUAUCUCCCAGACCUUCACCUUCCACUGCCCCCGACUCUCUCCAGCCUUUAAUCUUACCCCGGGGGACGACUGAUCCUAAAACUCCUUGGCUGCUCACUCUCAUCCCAGAAACAGUCUUAUGCUCGCUCCCUCUGCGAACACAACCAAGGUCUGUGUCUGUAACCCAGUACGAGCCAGUCCACCUGGCUGUCCCUCUGCACCUUUAGCGGUCCAUCCACACACAAGUCUGUGACAGCCGCCCGGCGUCCUGGGCACCAUCGGCCUCCUGCAGCACAGCUGGCCAAGCACAGGCACCGAGUGAGGGCAGCUGUCCACACACACAAACGGAGGAUCUACAGUCAUCAUGUCCAGCAGAAGGAAGGCCUCCACUCCCUGCAUGAUCCGCCCAGAGCAGACCAUGGUGGAGCUGGAUGAUGAGGAAGAGGAGUCACAUGACAUGCAGCCGACAACGGAGAACCACACAGAAGAGGAGCCGAUGGAAACAUCGUCAGAAGCAGAGCCGGCAGUGGAGUUAGACCCAACGGGCAAAGCCUCAGCCCCCCCCACCGCUCCAGACAAACCAGCAGCUGAGCCUCCAGACCUCUCAAAGCCUCAGCGCAGGCAGCAGGGGGGGUACGAGUGUAAAUACUGCCCGUUCUCCACCCAGAACCUCAACACUUUCAAAGAACAUGUUGACUCCAACCACCCCAACGUCAUCCUCAACCCUCUGUACCUGUGUGCAGUCUGUAACUUUAACACAAAGAAGUUUGACACCCUGACAGAACACAACGAGAGGUGUCACCCAGGGGAGAGCAACUUCAAAUUCAAACGGAUCAAACUGAACAAUCAGACAAUCUUAGAGCAGACGAUAGAGGGCUGCAGCAACGCAGUCAUUUACAACACAUCCGGCAAAGGGGAUGAACUCGGCGCUCUGCCACUCAGCAAACCCACCACAGUCAAGAUCGGGAAACCAAAAAUAAUGUCCUCUGAUAACAAACGGACAGAGUCUCAGCUGAGUAAACUGACUCCAGAUCUGUCCAAGAAACCAAUCACAGCUGUCAACGUGAACGGGACGGUCAUCAUCCCGGAAACAACUCUACUCAAAGCAGACGGCCUUUCUCACAUCAUGCCUUCCCUACAGCGGCCUCUGAACUACACCCAGGUGCCGAAGAUCGCAGUGCCCCUCAACACAACCAAAUACAACCCCUCGCUGGACGACAACCUGACGCUCAUCUCCUCCUUUAACAAGUUCCCCUACCCGACGCAGGCCGAGCUCUCCUGGCUCACCGCGGCCUCUAAACAUCCAGAGGAGCAAAUCAAAGUCUGGUUCACCACACAGAGGCUCAAACAGGGCAUUAGCUGGUCUCCUGAGGAGGUGGAAGAAGCCAGGAAGAAAAUGUUCAACGGCACAAUCUCUUCUGUGCCUCAGACCUUCACUGUGGUCGCUCCUCAGCUCAACUCCCAAUCUUCUGCUUCCAAACCCUUACAGCACGCCGCCUCUGUCCUGCAGUCUCUCCCCUGUCAGCUCCUGGGACAGACCAGCCUGGUGCUGACUCCUGUAGCCAACGGGUCCACGGUCACGUGUGCUCCGCUGGCACUCACUGUCGCAAACCAGGUUGCACAGUCACUCAAACGCCCGCUGGCCUCCCCUGUGAUCACCUCAGAGAGUAAAAGACCCUCCAUCAUUCAGACCAUCUCAGCGCCCAUGGCAGCAUCCAAACUGGCGUCACAUAAAGUUCUCAGUUUCACCGUCGACCACAACAAAACAUCUGAGCAGCUCUCUGUAUUGAGGUCCAGCUACACACAGUGUCCUUUCCCCGAGGAAGAUGAGAUCUACAGGCUGAUAGAGACCACCGGGCUGUCCAGAGGAGAGAUAAAGAAGUGGUUCAGUGAACAGAGACUCCUUAAUCUCAAAGGUGUUCCUCCUCCUCCAGUGCUGGUGAAAGCCGAGGUGACACCAGCACCCAGAGAGGCUCCUGUGAGGAAAACAGUGCCCAGCCACUUCCCUCUGCUGGAGAGGGUAAAGGGCAAAUCAUCAGAGCAGCUGAAGGCGCUAGAGGAGAGCUUCCAGAGGAGCAGCUCCCCAACGGAGGCAGAUCUAGACCAGCUGGCCCAGGAGACCCGGCUGUCCAAGACGGAGGUGGACUGCUGGUUUCUAGAGCGGCGGGCGCUGAGGGACAACAUGGAGAAGGCUUUACUCACCAUGGCUUCAAAGACCACUGAGGACAGAGCGGAGCGACCGGGGGUGCUGCUGAACGGAUCCUCUCAUCGGGAGCAGGAAGGGAAACCUCUGCGCACCUCUCCUAAUCCCCCUCUCCUCUCUUCUUCCUCCUCCUUAUCCUCCCCUCCUGUCCUAGCAGCCUCCUCCCCUCAUCCUCCAACCCUCUCCUCCUCAGCUUCACCUCCCAUCCUCACUUCAUCCUCUUCCUCUUCUCCUCAUCCUCCCAUCCUGUCAGCCUCCACCAGCCCGGCUCCCAUCAGCAGCCGCUCCCUGGCCCUGCUCAGAGAGAUGUUCUGUCAGACUCAGUGGCCGUCACCUGAGGAAUACAGCCAGCUGGAGGUCCAAACCAGCCUGGGACGCACUGACAUUGUCCGCUGGUUCAAGGACCACCGCUCGGCUUUGAAAAACGGUGAAACUCUGGACUGGAUGGAAAGUUUCCAAAAUCAGAACCUCGCAGAGCCGCAGAAAAUCAGCCAGGAACAGAACGGCCAGAGCUCCGAGAAAAAGCAGACUGUUUCCUUGGAAGUCAAGGCUGUGAAAAUGGAGGAGGCUGCCGAAAACACAGAAGCUCCAACAGAGUGCUCCAAGCUGCCCGACCAAGACAAAGUCCAGUGGCUGACUGAGAAGUUAACCCACAGUGUAACGGAUCUGAGCCGGGCCGGACCUGACCAGAACAGCUCUACUGCUGCUGAUAAAGGAAGGUGGGUGAAGGUGACUGUGGCAGUGGGAGAGGAGAGUGACGAAGGAGUGGAAAAACAGAAACUGGCAUCAGACACUGAUGUUUUGAGCUUGGAGCAGCCUGGGAGGGUCACUGGUUGAUGGUCGAGUAAAUCCUGAAGUGCUGAGUCACUUUACAUCGAAUCCCAACUCCAGAUGACCAAAAGUGAAAUCAGUGUUAAAACUGUCUGCCUGUGAUGUCAUCACAAAGCGCCGGGGACUGUGGAGUUGCACAGUUGAGGCACUGAUUUGUGGUGCAGAUGCUGACAUCAAGAGGAGUGCCAAAGCUGGACUUGACUACUGCUACACCUUUGUUUGUUUUUUUAGAAAGAAGCACCCUUGUAAAUAUUUUUCUGUAUUACAAAAAAAAGGUUUGUACAGUUUUACUGGGAGGGCGAGUUUUGUUACAUUUUUAAAGAAAAAGUCUGAACAGUGCCCCUGAACUUGGAAUGUUUUCUGUUGUUUUAAGAUCAAAGUGUAAGAUAGUUUGUUAUUUGCUGAAAAUCAGUCCUAUUUUUGGAAAAACAUAAUACGCAGUACUCUGUAUGAGUAGUGUUUGAUGGCACUUGCAUAUAUUUCCAUGGUAGUGAUAGAUAUUUACACGCUUGGUCACUUCAUCUCAUCCCGUUAGGAAACAGUGACUCUUUGUCUCUCCUGCAGCGGCACUUUGACUCACCACAUCAAAUCACUCUGAGGGAGGAGAUCACUUUAACGUGCUGGAGAGAAGGCGCAGAGUGACAGUGUUUGGGUGGAUUUGAACACAGCCUCAACGUCACUAUUCAGAGGUUAGAGUGUGAACACAAACAGCCACAGAGACAGACCGAGACGAAGGAGUCAAUGAAUGCACUACAUGUCCUGACUUUCAGUAUGUUUUCCAAUCAGCAGGGUUUUGAUCAGCCCCCCGGCUCAAACAGGUCAGAAUGUUUUGAAUGCUGUAGAAAGGAAGGAUCACAUAAAGAGGAGAGUGAAGUGUCGCUUUGAUCGCACCAUGCUGCCUUUUCAGCUCUCUAUCUGUCCGUCUCAGAACUGACUCAGACUCACCAUGAAGGUUUCUCAGAUUAUCUCUAACUUUGUUUUUCAGUCUUUAAGAUAUUCUUGACUGAGCUUUGCCGAGAACAUUGCGGACAAAGUAUCUCACGCAUGAUAAAUAAGUGAACUCCUUUUGUUUCGGCCGUUUCACAUUUUGCUCAGCUGUGAUCUGUGAACACACCUCUCGUCUUCUCGGCUCACUGACAUAAGGAAGUCCUCUCAGUCAAAGCUGGAUUCACUUUCCUUGAUUUCGGUGCAGUCAGUUCAGAACACCUGAAAUGACUCAUGAGUCUUGCAGCUGCAGAGAAACAUGAUCCACUCUCUGCUGGCUUCCUAAAAACAGCUAAAAGCAUUUGGAGUAUAGUGAAAUGCUUGCAUGUGCUUCAACAGUUUCAUUUUCAAUGACUCAUUUCCAAAACUGAUUCAAAAGGGAAAUCUGUGUUUUUCUGGUUCAAACUGCAAGAGCUUGCAAUAUUUCAGCAAGCCAUGUUAAGUUGAGUUGAGCUGUCAGUGAAUACUGUUUUCAGCAGCAGGUGUACUGCUGUCUGCUGGCUGAAUGUUGCUGCUGCUGCUUUAGUUUCAUGUUCAGACAAGUAUCUGGGAUACUGUACACUCUGUCGGCUAGUUUGAAAACUGCUUGCAUUUUCAUUUUCUACUUUAAGUCUGCUGUAACUCAAUAAAUACACAACCAACUGUAAAACA
Notolabrus celidotus (New Zealand spotty) is the source of this 5183-nucleotide messenger RNA. RefSeq names its product zinc fingers and homeoboxes protein 2-like. Gene Ontology annotation, molecular function: DNA-binding transcription factor activity, RNA polymerase II-specific; DNA binding. Gene Ontology annotation, biological process: regulation of transcription by RNA polymerase II. NCBI's taxonomy places the organism in Eukaryota, Metazoa, Chordata, Actinopteri, Labriformes, Labridae. Gene Ontology annotation, cellular component: nucleus. The transcript has 13 exons. The coding region runs from base 879 to 3554 and encodes 891 amino acids. The record is from RefSeq and is a predicted model, not a curated record.